AUGACGGGGAAUGACGAGGGCGGCGGCAGCAGCAGCAGCAGCAGCAGCGGUAGCGGUCGCGGUCCCGACAACAACAGGGUCUCGGUCAACAACUACAGCAACAAGACCAAGCCCGCCUACCCCCCCGCCUACGUCCCCCACGCGUCCUCCUGCGGGAAGCCCAAGGUCCGGGUCGAGUGGAAGAAGCUGAAAGAGUCGGAAAAGUUUGCGUACCUGGGGGCGGUCAAGUGCCUGAUGGACACGAAGCCGGUCGGCGUCUGGUCCAAGGCGACGAGCAUCUGGGACGAGAUGGCAUGGGCGCACAACGAGGCCAAAUGGAACAUCCACGAGACCGACAACUUCCUGCCCUGGCACCGCUACUACAUCUACAUGCUCGAGACGCUCCUCAGCAAGCACUGCUCCUACCGGGGGCCCAUCCCCUGGUGGCGCGAGACCGACGACACCGGCAACUUGGCCGGGGCCAAUCUGUUUUCGCCCAACUACUUCGGCUCGCUACCCCCCCGGACGGAAGACGGUAAGACCACAUGCAUUACCGACGGCUGGUUUGCCAACACCACGGUCCUUCUCGGGCCCGGCGCUCCGACUUGCCUCGCCCGGGGCGAGGAUAAGAGAAUCGCCGCCGAGGUGACGACGGCCGCCCUGGACCUGUGCCAAGGCGACAGAGACACCAAGUACGAGAGGCACCGUCGCUGCGUUGAGGCCACCAUCCAUUCCUCCACGCACCGGGCCGUCGGCGGCGCAAUGGAAAGCAUCAGCGCCUCCCCGAGCGACCCCGUCUUCUACCUCCACCACGGUUUCGUCGACUGGCAGUGGGCGCGCUGGCAGAACGUCGAAUCCAGCCGCAAGACCACAAUUUCCGGCUGCUCCGAGCCUUCCCCGGUCCCUGGCAAAUGUGUGGAGCUCACCCUAGACACGGUACUGAAGGGAUAUGGCUUGAUACCCGACAUGAAGGUCCGCGACGUUCUCGACAUCGAAAACGGAAUCCUGUGCUACACCUAUGACGAGUUUUGA
Messenger RNA from Thermothelomyces thermophilus ATCC 42464, 1011 nucleotides. Its product is annotated as tyrosinase-like protein. The record is from RefSeq and is a predicted model, not a curated record. Lineage: Eukaryota; Fungi; Ascomycota; Sordariomycetes; Sordariales; Chaetomiaceae. The transcript is spliced from 3 exons. Bases 1 to 1011 code for a protein of 336 amino acids. Gene Ontology annotation, molecular function: oxidoreductase activity.